CAAGCAACUCACGAUGCGCAGCGUGCAUUGCUCGAGGCAACAUAAAUUCUCUUAUCAGAGCUCAAUCCAUCCUUUGCUGAUUUCUACGUUUCCUCAAUGCCUGUCAAGAAGAAACAACAAUCUACCCAGAAAAACACUCCGACAACUUUGAAACCGAAACCUCCCUUUAUUGUUAUUCCACCCACCCCGGAAGUUCACUCGCGCGCUCCGUCAGGGCGACCUAGAGCGACCCCUGAUCAUACACCAUCUAUCAGCCUUCCGGAUUCUCAGGGACUCAAGGCGAUUGGGUUGGAACUUCUAGCCGCUGGCGGAAUGUCUAAAGACGUUGUCGCGAUGGCCGAAUUUUUUGCGACGAUGAAACAUACUCUCUCCAAUUUAACUAACACUUUUGACCGCCUCGAAACUCAGACAGAGAGGAUGCUUUCUCUUGGUGUUGACAUCAAGGCAACUGAGCAGCUACGUCAAAUUCGAUCGACCUUGUCCGAACAAAUUGCAAGGCAGACGAAAGAGCUUGAGGACGUACGGAGCGACCUCAAGGUCAAGGUCAAAGAAGCAUUGAGAGAACGACUGAGAGCGGAGGCGUACGCCAUGAUACAAGAUUCGGUUUCAACCGUGAUCGAGGAAAGAGUUCGUCACGAGCUCUCAAUCCAAAUCUCCGAGAAUCUCCGUCCUGAAGUCAUUGGUCACAGACGACACAUAUUAGAAGUCAAGACGGAUUUACACAACACAGAAGCUCGCCGCUAUAAUGCAAGUUUGCAAUCUCC
Laccaria bicolor S238N-H82 is the source of this 764-nucleotide messenger RNA. RefSeq lists its product as uncharacterized. NCBI's taxonomy places the organism in Eukaryota, Fungi, Basidiomycota, Agaricomycetes, Agaricales, Hydnangiaceae. The record is from RefSeq and is a predicted model, not a curated record. The transcript has 4 exons. The annotation marks the transcript as partial.